AUGGGCUACGGGUACGUGGAUCCCUUCCUGCCCCCGCAGCAGCAGCAGGCGGCGUACGUCGCGCCGCAGGCGCAGCCGGCUCCGCGGCCGCCGGCUUGCCCGUACUCGUCGUCCGCCUCCGCUCCGCCGGUCUCUGCGUCCUACCAUUCUUCGCCUCCACCGGUAAGUAGCCCACCUCCGGCGUCCCCUUUGCCGGAGCCAUCGCCGCCGCCUCCUGCACCAUUGCCGCCGUCGCCGCCGCCCGCCGCCACCGGCAUUGUCGCCUCCUCCGCCAGACGCUCCCCCUCCGUCGCUUCCACCGUCACCGCUGCCAUAUCCAACCCCGUCACCGCCUCAAGCCCCGCCGCCCCCGCAGGCGACGGACCAGCCGCGCGUUCAGCCCCGCGUAUACCCAUCACCGCCACCGCCGUCCCUUCCUCCGCCGCCGCCUCCCACCGUCUCGCCGCCAUCGCCGGCUCCAUCCAACUCACCAUCGCCGUCGCCUGCCCCAGCUGCACAAGCUCCGUCUCCCGCGCGUGUUGCUGCCUAUUCGCCUCCCCCGCCAAGAAUCGCCCCUCCGCCGCCGCCGCACUAUCACGGCAAGUCGCAUUACACGCCGCACUUGCCCGUGAAGUCGCAUUCGAACUCGACCCACGCAGCUAG
Messenger RNA from Miscanthus lutarioriparius, 642 nucleotides. The record is from the annotation of a GenBank genome assembly. Lineage: Eukaryota; Viridiplantae; Streptophyta; Magnoliopsida; Poales; Poaceae.